GGAAAACAUCCUUAUCCCGUUUCCUCAUAUUCGAUGAUAUCGUAUUGAAGCAGAUAAAGAAUUUCAUCGGAUAUGUGGCGAAGAAAUUUCCCUAAAGAUGCCGCAUCUAGGAUACAGGAAAUAUUCAAGUUAAACGAGAGGCCUCCUACCCACGACUUGGAGAGCAGGUCCGGCUUCGACAAAAAGGAACUGGAUGGGAUGAAGGAUGUUUUCCGCUACUUCGACAGGGACCAGAACAGGCAUCUCGACCAGAAGGAGCUGAAGGAACUCUUUAAGUACCAAGUCGGUUCUCAAAUCCAUGAACAGAACUUCCAAACGGUGUUCAAAAAGAUGGACCUAAACUCCGAUGGCGUGAUCUCCUUUCCUGAAUUUGUAAGCCACCAGUCCAGCAGAAACAAGGAACUGCCUACGACUAAAGUAAUCCACGAAAAUUUCGCCCUGUUCGACCGAAACGAAGAUGGGUUCCUCAACCUCGAUGAAGUUCGCCAUCUUCUCCUCUACAUGGGAGAAGAGGCUGGGCGAGUGGAUCUGAGGCAGCUCUUCGUGGCGGUGGAUAGUGACAAAGAUGGGCGUAUUACGAAGAAAGAAUUCCACAAAAUGAUGAGGGACUACUUCAAACGAUAAAACCCUCAGAGAUGUCUUGACCGUUUUAAAUAUGCAGUUAUCCAUGGAAGUUAUGAAGUUCAGCCAUGGAAGUUCAGACAGUUAUGAAUGGUCAUUAAGGUUGUGUUAUUUUAUUUUUCACUUCCCUCUGCCUUAUGGGCUUAUUCGAUGGAAAAAAGCAAACAACAUGUCUUGAAAAAAUCCUCCUACAUCAAAGAGAAGAAAAAGUAGAAAGAAU
Nezara viridula (southern green stink bug) is the source of this 841-nucleotide messenger RNA. The record is from the annotation of a GenBank genome assembly. Lineage: Eukaryota; Metazoa; Arthropoda; Insecta; Hemiptera; Pentatomidae.